Messenger RNA from Salvelinus namaycush (lake trout), 1839 nucleotides. RefSeq names its product excitatory amino acid transporter 5-like. Gene Ontology annotation, biological process: L-glutamate transmembrane transport. The transcript is spliced from 13 exons. Bases 1 to 1839 code for a protein of 612 amino acids. The record is from RefSeq and is a predicted model, not a curated record. Gene Ontology annotation, cellular component: plasma membrane. NCBI's taxonomy places the organism in Eukaryota, Metazoa, Chordata, Actinopteri, Salmoniformes, Salmonidae. Gene Ontology annotation, molecular function: neutral L-amino acid transmembrane transporter activity; glutamate:sodium symporter activity; L-glutamate transmembrane transporter activity.
AUGGGAACGAAGCUCAGCACACGAGUGUGUCCGGUUCCCUUGUCCCUGUAUGUGGACUCUGGUGGAGUGAGUGUCCGUGUCCGGGACUGUGGAGGACUUUCCGGGAGAGUCAGGAUGGCGGUGAACUUUGCGGAGGUGCGGGGCCGGGUGAAGAAUGUGUGUGCGCAGAACGGGCUCCUCAUCCUGUCUGUGUUGGCUGUGGUCAUUGGCUGCAUGAUGGGCUUCCAUCUGCGGGGCAAGCAGCUCUCCGACCAGGAGGUGAAGUACUUCCAGUUUCCUGGAGAGCUCCUGAUGAGGAUGUUGAAGAUGCUCAUUCUGCCCCUCGUCGUCUCCAGUUUGAUGUCGGGGCUAGCAGCCUUGGAUGCCAAGUGUUCCAGCCGCCUGGGCAUCAUGACCGUCUCCUACUACCUGUGGACCACCUUUGUGGCGGUGGUGGUGGGCAUCCUCAUGGUUACCAUCAUCCACCCAGGGGGCGCCGCUCAGAAGGAGGACAACGAGGACAGCGGCAAGCCAAUCAUGAGCUCCGCUGAUGCCCUGCUUGAUCUGAUUCGAAACAUGUUCCCAGCCAACUUGGUCCAAGCAACUUUCCAACAGUACCGUACCAGGAGUAUCCCCAUCAUGAAGGCCCCCCCACCCACGGUGGCAACCUCCCUGAUGGAGAGCACCACCCGGAGGGUCUAUAUCUACGGUGUCCAGGACGACAACGGCACCGAUAUCCAGAACUUCUCCCUGGACUUGACACCUCCGCCUGACAUCCAGAUGCGCACACUGCCCGGGACCAGCGAUGGCAUGAACGUACUGGGGAUCGUCAUCUUUUCCGCCACCAUGGGUAUCAUGCUGGGAAGAAUGGGGCCUAAUGGCAGCGCCUUGGUCAACUUCUGUCAGAGUCUGAACGAGGCUGUCCUGAAGAUUGUCGCCAUAGUGAUCUGGUACUUCCCUUUCGGCAUUGUGUUCCUGGUCGCCGGUAAGAUCCUGGAGAUGGACGACCCGUCGGCCAUGGGGAAGAAGUUGGGGUUCUACGCUAUCACCGUGGUGAUGGGGCUGGUGCUGCACGGUCUCUUCAUCCUACCAGCCAUGUACUUCUUCAUCACAAAGAAGAGUCCCAUCGUCUACAUCAGGGGCAUCCUGCAGGCCCUGCUCAUCUCCCUGGCAACCUCGUCCAGCUCUGCCACACUGCCUAUAACCUUCAAGUGCCUCCUGGAGAACAACCACAUCGACCGACGCAUCAUCCGCUUCGUACUCCCCGUGGGCGCCACCAUCAACAUGGAUGGGACGGCACUCUAUGAGGCAGUGGCGGCCAUCUUCAUCGCCCAGGUUAACAACUACGAGUUGGACUUUGGCCAGAUCAUCACUAUCAGUAUCACAGCCACAGCUGCCAGUAUUGGUGCAGCUGGAAUUCCGCAGGCAGGACUGGUCACCAUGGUGAUCGUGCUAACCUCAGUGGGCCUGCCCACUGAUGACAUCACACUCAUCAUUGCUGUGGAUUGGGCGUUAGACCGUUUCAGGACCAUGGUCAACGUGAUGGGAGACGCUUUGGCCACGGGGAUCAUGGCUCACAUCUGUAGAAAAGAUUUUGUCAAGGAGGGAGAGCAGGUACCUUUGAUCUGCGAGACCAAGCCCAUGAUCAGCAUCCAGCAGAUGGCGUACCAGAAGAAUGGUGUGUACCAGCCCCCUCCCUGCGGACCGGAGGGCCCGGACGUGGCUCGUCUGUUGCAGCUGGAGGAGGGGGUACGGCCGGAGCAGAGGAAGAGGAACCCCCUCGCUCCCCAACACAAGAGGGAGCACAAGGACAAGGACCACUGCUCCAUCGACAUGAAUGGCCUGGAGACCAACGUAUAG